This is a messenger RNA of Dendronephthya gigantea, 2045 nucleotides long. RefSeq lists its product as uncharacterized. The transcript has 3 exons. Gene Ontology annotation, cellular component: membrane. The coding region runs from base 132 to 1538 and encodes 468 amino acids. NCBI's taxonomy places the organism in Eukaryota, Metazoa, Cnidaria, Anthozoa, Malacalcyonacea, Nephtheidae. The record is from RefSeq and is a predicted model, not a curated record.
UGUCACACAGCACACUCAUUUUACAUUUCUUGCGCGUUAACACUCAAGCAAACUUCGGUAAGCAUCUGGACGCUUGCUUUUCUUCGAAUUGAAGGCUUGUAUGUGGCUUACCCAAGAAUUGGCUGUAAAAAAUGUUUUCGCUCACUACCACAGGGGUUGCCGUUAGUUUUGCUUUUUUUAUGUUUCGUUCAUGUGUGGCAACGAUCGCUGAAUACAUGCCCUUAUUCAUGGCACAAUUAGGAUACAGCACAACUUAUGUCGGUUUGGUCCCUGUGCUUGGUUUCGUCACUCAAGUGAUAGGAAUACCGAUCGCAGGAUAUUUGUCUGACAAAUUUCGCAUGAGGAAGCACCUGCUGCUUAUAUGUAUCCUUUUGUCGAUUCCCAGCACCUUGCUGUUUCUGGCACCGAAAGCGCCUGAUUUAACCUGCGAAGAAUCAUCAUCGGGAAAUAUCACAGAAUCAUUCGGAAACUCCAGUAUUGUUCAUAAUUCUGUAAUGAACGCAUCAUCUGCUGAAAAAAAUGUCGAAAAUCCUUUGGGGAAUAGCGAGACGAAAUACGACGGCGAUAUGGUAAAAUUCUUUUUGAUUAUACUUUUCUUGCGUGGUUUUUUCGAACUGGUUAAACGACUUUCUGUUACAUUAAUUACUGUCGCCGCUGUGACACAUGUUAAGCAAGAUAAAUCAAAAUUUGGAUUUUAUGCAUUUUGGGGUGAAAUUGGCGCCGGAAUUUCGCUCUUCAUUGUUGGAACGUUGGCAGGCCACAUACCCCAUUUGGUCUGCGGGAAAGAAGUCCCAAGUUAUUACGUUGUUUUUUUCUACGCGGCUGCGGUACAGUGUAUGACUUUAAUUUCUUUGCCUUGGUUAGAAUACGAGUAUCUUGAAAAACGGGUGGUGGAUUAUGAAGAAGUCAAGUCGGUCUUGUCAAAACCUCAUUAUAUUCUUGUCCUGUUCAUUUGCGCGCAUGCAGGUUUCUGUACUGCGUUUCAAUUGCGUUGGGAAUUUUGGUACAUGCGGCACUUGGGCGGCACGCCGGUUGUAAUGGCAGUUGGUGGUUUACUCAGACGGCUUCUAGUUGGUGUUUGGUACAUCAUAUCCCGUGUUAUCAUUGGAAAACUUGGCGAAUUGUAUGUCAUAGCAAUUUCACUGUUUCUAUUUGCCGCCUCGUUUGCUGGUCUAGCGUUUACUGAAAAUGCUUGGCUGGUGAUAUUCCUCGAUAGUUUUCAGUCUGUUUCGUUUGUCCUAACUUAUGCGUCUUUGGUAAUUCACUUUUCAAAAGCGGGAUCAAAGGCAUCGUCUGCUUUUUUUCAAGGUGUGGUGAACCUAACUUUUCAUGGAAUUGGCAAGGAACUUGGCUCCGCAGUUUUUGGAAUCUGUUUUGAAGAAUUUGGUACAAGAUUAAGUUUCUGUGGUUUCUCUGUUGUCACUGUGGCUUGGAUGGCGGUGUUUACUAUUUAUAUCUUCUGUGCUAAAGAUGUUCAUAGUUACCAGGAGGUCCCACGGGAGGAAGAAGUUAGUGAUGAUGAUCGAGAAAUAAAGUGAAGUUGAUGCGGAGCAUUUGCACUGAUAAUAUGCCGCUGGCGGAUCUGGGGGUAGUCAGAAUAAAUUACACAGCUAAAUUUUGAAUUCAAAACACCUUAAUAUUUUUAAAAUGAAAAGGAUAUUUUUAAAUAAAAAUCUAUUAGGAUUUUAAGCGAUUGCGAUUUCAAGCUGUAAUAAUUUAUUCUGAUCACCCCCAGAUCCGCUACUGUAAUCUGUUAAAAAUAUUUCCAGGUGUUUAAAUUACGUUCUUAAGAUAUGAAAAAUAGAAUUCUGAAGAUAAAAUAGAAAUCGAUGUAAAUUCGAGUAAACCCUCAUGAUUGCGUGGUGGCCAUUAAUUUUUUACACAUCUCUUAUAUUAUUUAAGGAUUUUAGCACUCUGUAUGUACGUUAUCCGGUUUUAUAUGCACGAUUUCAUAAACAAGGAACGAGAAGUCCAGUUCAACUGUCCUUAAUAACAAGGCUAUUGCAUGGUUAUUAGUUUCAAUACAAUAUGAUUAGAUAAAAAAU